This is a messenger RNA of Ambispora leptoticha, 669 nucleotides long. The record is from the annotation of a GenBank genome assembly. NCBI's taxonomy places the organism in Eukaryota, Fungi, Glomeromycota, Glomeromycetes, Archaeosporales, Ambisporaceae.
AUGAGUUGGCAAAAAAUUUCCGGUGCUCUUACUCAACUCGCUGUUGGUCGCGGCAAUAAUGUUUGGGGUGUUAAUGCCCAAGAUGAUAUUUAUCAAUACAAUAAUGGUUGGAAUCAAAUUGACGGGAAAGCGGUCAAUAUUGGGGUCGGUGCUGAUGGGACGGUUUGGUGUGUUAAUCGUAAAGAUGAGAUCUAUGCUCGCGUUAAUAAUAAUUGGAUAAAAAUAGAUGGUGCUUUGGUCCAAAUAUCUGUUGGAGAUAAGCAUCAUGUUUGGGGUGUCAAUCGUCAGGACCAGAUUUAUUACCGAACUAAUGGAGAUGUUAACGGUGAUUGGGUUCAAGUGCCAGGAGGAUUGACUAAUGUAUCUGUAGCUGCUGAUGGUGCUGUGUGGGGAGUUAACAGAAAUAAGGAUAUUUAUAGAUGGAAUGGUGCUAAUUGGGAUCACAUCGACGGUAAACUUAAACAGAUUUAUACCAGCGGCGCGUCAUUUGUGGUUGGCGUGAACGACAAUGAUGAAAUUUAUCAAUAUCGUAAUGGAACAUGGUUCAAGUGGGAUGGUCGUCUUAAAGAUGUCUCAAUUAGUGUGGAUGGUAUUCUUUGGGGUGUCAAUAGUGCUAACGAGAUUUAUACUCGCCAAGAUGGAGGAUUCGGCGGGCCCGCUUUUAAAUAA